Messenger RNA from Nannospalax galili (Upper Galilee mountains blind mole rat), 4035 nucleotides. RefSeq names its product cadherin related family member 2 (gene Cdhr2). Gene Ontology annotation, cellular component: plasma membrane. Gene Ontology annotation, molecular function: calcium ion binding; cell adhesion molecule binding. The record is from RefSeq and is a predicted model, not a curated record. Gene Ontology annotation, biological process: homophilic cell-cell adhesion. The coding region runs from base 1 to 3933 and encodes 1310 amino acids. Lineage: Eukaryota; Metazoa; Chordata; Mammalia; Rodentia; Spalacidae. The transcript has 32 exons.
AUGGCCCAGCUGUGGUGGCUCUGUGUCCUGCUUCCUGUCCUCAUGGUGCCUGUGACAGCCAACAGGCCUCCACAGUUCUUAGAGAACAUGACAGCAGUGAAACUGCCAGAGGACCUACCAGUGGGUGCUGUGGCCUUCUGGUUGGUGGCUGAAAGUGAUAAUUACCCCCUCACCUAUGGGAUUAGUGGCUCCAAUGCCUACUUCUUCUCUGUCACCUCAGACACUGGGGAAGUGAAGCUGGACAGCACUCUGGACUAUGAGACACUCUCCUUUUUUCCGAUCACUAUCUCCGUAAAGGACAGUUACAACAGCCUGGGACAAAGGGAAAUGAACGUGAUUGUGGAAGACAGAAACGACAAUGCACCCGUUUUCCGGGACACCAUGUUCUCCACCACCAUCAAUGAGACCCUGCCAGUCGGCUCCGUGGUGUUCUCUGUGCGGGCUGAGGACAAGGACACUGGGCAAGCGGGUAUGGUGCAGUACCAAAUAGAGGAGGUCAUCCCCAACUCCUUGGACAACAAGUAUCUCUUCUACAUGCUGGACGAUGGCUCCAUCGUGUUGAAUGGCAGCCUCAGCUACAAUAACAAGAGUGCCUUCUACCAGCUGGAACUGAGGGCCUGCGACUUAGGUGGUAUGUUGAAUGGUAAAUUCGUCAAGCAAUGCUCCCGGGUGGUCUACCUGUCCAUCUCCGUGGUUGAUCAGCCAGAUCUGGACCCCCAGUUUGUCAGGGAAUUUUACUCAGCCUCUGUGGCUGAGGAUGUACCCUUGAACACCUCCGUGGUAAAGGUGGAAGCUGUGGAUAGUGACAAAGGCAUUGGUGACUCUGUGACCUACAGCAUCUCCAGCUCAACGAGGCCCGGGUGGUUCGACAUCGAGGCAGAGGGGAUUAUCACUGUCAGCAGCCCCCUGGACCGAGAGCAGCUGCUGGAGGAGAAUGAGGAGGUGCAACUACAGGUCACGGCCACUGAGAAGAACCUCAAUAUCUACGGGCAAGAGGCCAACGUAAGUAUAUGGGUCACAAUCAAGGUGACUGACGUCAACGACCACAAGCCAGAGUUUUACAACUGCAGCCUCCAAGAAUGCCUCUUCGGCCCCCAAGAGGCCCAAGUCAACUUCACAGGCUACGUGGAUGAGCACGCCUCUGCUCGCAUCCCCAUCGAUGACCUGACUAUGGUUGUCUACGACCCAGACCAGGGCAACAAUGGUACCUUCCUGCUGUCCCUGGAGGGCCCCGAUGCUGAAGCCUUCAGUGUGUCCCCAGGGCUAGCGGCAGGGUCUGCCGACGUGCAGGUGCUGGUGAGAAACUCGGAGCUGGUGGACUACGAGAAGUCGCCCACGCUGCAUGUGCAGGUUGUGGCUGCCGACUUUGUUAGCAAGAACUUCUCUGUUGCCAUGGUGACCAUCUACCUUACAGACAUUAAUGACCAUAGGCCCACAUUCCCUGAGAGCUCGUAUGAACUCAGUGUGCCAGAGCACAGUCCCACAGGCUUUGAGGUCACCAGCAGCAUUCAUGCAGUAGACGAAGAUAAGGGCAAGUGGGGCCACAUCACUUACAGCCUACUCUCAGGAAAUGGAGAAGACCUGUUUGAGGUGGAUCCAAACUCAGGGACAGUGAAGGUGAAAAAUGGCUCGCUGCUGGACCGGGAGAAGCAGGCUGUGUACUACCUUACACUGCAAGCCACAGACAGUGGGAACCAGUCGGCCUCCACCACACUGAAGAUCACCCUGCUGGACAUCAAUGACAAUGCGCCUGAGGUCCAAGGCUCCUACAAUAUCUUUGUGACAGAGGAGGAAGGCACUGUCUCUGUGACCAUCCAGGCCUAUGACAACGACCAGCCAGACACCAACAACAGCCGUCUGCUCUUCAGCCUGCUGCCUGGGCCCUAUAGCCACAACUUCUCCCUAGACUCCAACACAGGGCUCCUUACGAAUGAGGGGCCCCUGGACCGAGAGGCCAUUGACCCUGUCCUGGAGGGUCGCAUCGUGCUGACUGUGUGUGUGGCUGAUUAUGGUGUGCCUUCCCUCAGCACUGACGUCAAUGUCACCAUCAAUGUGGAGGACAUCAAUGACAAUCUGCCCAUAUUCAACCAGUCCAGCUACCAAUUCUCUGUGAUGGAGAGGGAUCCAGGAGUGCUGGUGGGCACAGUGGAGGCCUGGGAUGCGGACCAGACAGAUGUCAACAACCGUAUCAGCUUCAGCCUGUCGGGGACUGGUGCCAACAACUUCAUGCUCCAAAGCUCUGUGCUGGAAUAUGGGGGGGCAAGGGGUAACCUCUGGUUGCUUCCAGAUGUAAGCCUUGAUUAUGAGGCACAGAUAUUCCUCAGUUUGAAUGUGACAGCUGAGAACUCAGGCUCCCAGGGCCAUGAGAUCAUAGCAAAUGUCACCAUAAAAGUGGUGGAUGUGAAUGAUGAACCUCCCACACUGGAUGCAGCCUCACUCCAGGGUAUCUCUGUGGCUGAGAAUGGCUCCCAGUAUGGCCAGGUGGCUGAGAUUGUGCCUAAGGAUGUGGAUACGGCGAAAAAGCUGGAGAUAGAGCUAGUGAAUGUCAUCUGUACCAAGGCUGGUGUUGAUGUGGGCAGCCUGUGCCAUGGCUGGUUCUCUGUGGCAGUCAACGGUUCUGUGUACAUCAACCAGAGUGAAGCCAUAGACUAUGAGGCCUGCCACCUGGUCACGCUGGUUGUGCGGGCGCAUGACCUCACCACAGAUUCCCGCUUUGAGGCCUACAGCAACAAUGGAAGCCUCCCUAUCACCAUUGAGGACAAGAAUGACAAUGAACCCUAUUUCCUGCCUGAUAAUCAGACCUUUGUGAUCAUCCCAGAGCUAGUGCUGCCCAAACAGCGGGUCGCUUCUGUUCAGGCUACAGACGAAGACUCAGGAAAAAACGGAGUCGUCACAUUCGACAUCCUGCAAGCGAAUUUUGUCUCCAAUGAUGGGGUCAAGACCCCUGUUCAGGUCUUUGAGGUCUCCACCUCAGGGGACACCAGCCCAUUCACUGGCAGCAUCGAGCUGAGGACCAGCCUUGAUUCCACUGUACAAGGCACAUACCAGGUGACAGUCCAAGCCAAGGACAAUCCUUACAUAGGUCCUGCACUGGAAGCCCAAAUCACCUUGAAUCUCUUCACUGUGGACCAGAGUUACCGUGUGAGGCUGCAGUUUUCCACCACCAAGGACGAUGUGGCUGCCAGUAUGGAGGAGAUUAGAGCGGCUCUUAUCCAGGCAACCAGGACUACUAUGUAUGUUGUGACUAUCCAGAACAUAGACUCUAUGGCUCGGGCACGAGCCUACUCUUACCUCGAUGCCUACUUUGUCUUCCCCAAUGGGACAGCCCUGAUGCUUACUGAGCUGAAUAUGAUGAUCCGGAAAGACCAGGACUCACUGAGGCAGCUGCUGCAGCUGGGGCUGGUGGUGGUGAGCUCCCAGGAAAGCCAGGACUCUGACCAGCAGAAGCAGCUCAUCAGUGUCAUCAUAGGACUGGUAGUGGCGUUGGCGCUGGUCCUAGUGAUCAUGGUUGUGGCCCUUGGGUGUUUGCGGAAGAGCUAUAAUAGGAAGCUUCGAGCUGUGAAGGCUAGCAAGGAGGCCCAAAAGACAGCUGAGGGGGUGACAUCCUCACCUGCUGCUAUCCCUGGGACUAACAUGUACAAGACCGAGCGGGCCAACCCCGUGCUGAACCUUCACCCCGAAGAAUUGGGAGUGGAGUGCCUCUCCUCCUCCAGUGACUUGGACUAUGUCAGCCUCAAUUCCCUAGAUGACAACUCUGUGGACUUGGACAAGGACAUCAAGGAGGAGAAGGAGUCGGAGCCUCCAGGACGCAGCAGCAUAUCCAAGCAGGAGCCAGACCCUCUGAGUGCAGUGGUCUCAGGAAGGAAGGCAGGCAGAAGUAAAAAGGAGGACUUGUCCUUCACCAACUCCAGCCUGAACACCACAGAUCUGUAGUGGAGACCCUCAUUCUUCUUUCCCAUCUGGGAAGAUACCCUCAAACCCAAACUGUACCACCUGACCCUCCCCAAAUAUAAUAUAUGCUUGCUUUGCCCCCAA